GGCAGGUUUCCCAUAAGCGUCGCUCCAGACUUCGCCAGGUGUUCGAUGGAUCUCUAUAUCUUCACAUGAUCAUCAGUGGAAGUCUAAAGUGAGAGAUUGGAGGAGCCCAGCGGCGGCGACGGCGGCUGCGAGGAAAAAUGGACUGGCGGCGUAGGCGGCUCAGGGGCAUGUCUUUCGCCUCAUUCUUUCGGGGAGUUCCUCGUUCCUUCUCAAGAAGAAUGGCUUCAGCAUCCGUACCUGAUCUACACAUGGAAAGGUCAGAAGAAUGGAAGGAGGUCAGGAAGGAAAUGCAUCGAGCCAUAGGAGACAGAGAUGACACCCGUGUUCUGAAGUGCCUGGAUGCUGUGCCUGCCCUGAAAGUGUGGUUAGACCCCGAUGAAGAUGUCUCUGCUCGCUACAAAGCUAUUGAAGAGAAAGCUUUCCGCAUUCAUGGUCUGCUAGUCUCGCGUGAAUGUCUACUCAAGGACACAGGAGAAUCAUCGUGUUACGAAGAUGUCACACCUCUUGGACGCGCUGAAAUUCGACGACAGCGGUAUUACACCACAGAAUGCGUGGACUCUUACAUCGACUAUCUGAAAAGCAAAUCACGGAGCGUCACCAGAUGUGAUGACUUCAAUGAGCGAUUGGAGAAGAUGUUCGAGCACCUCUCCAGUGACGAAUUAAACAGGAAUAUUCUGAAAGUGGCUGCAACAGCACCGCACCUGGAAGUAGUAUUCGACUUCAAGAGUGAAAGCGUUCAGCGGACUACGGGAUGCUGGGAUAGACACAACCUCGGUCUCACUUUCUACAACGAACAGAGAGUUUUCGUCGGGGCCAGCACUGAAGAAGCCGUAACCAGCGGGACGCUCAUUCACGAGUUAUGUCACAUGGCACUUUGCCUAGUGUAUCAUAAUGAUGGCAAGCCUUAUGUCAGUGGGGAUAUGGAGAAGGAACAGCAAUACGGAGCCAUUGUGAACGACAUAAAACGAAGGAAAAAAGAGCUGAAUCUUCUUAUCCAACAAGCUGUCUCCCGUAAUGAAGAACAAGAGCUAAUUGUACGGAUUCCUCACAUACUGGCCCAAUAUGGUUGCGACGAUGGAAAUAGGGUUCUGGAACGGGAAGUACCGGAACUACGAAAGUUUUUCGAGGAACAUGUCAUCCCAGACAUGCGGGAAUACAUUCAGAAUGGAAUCCCAUCCAUAGAUGCAACUAAGAUAGAAAAGGAAAACGCGAGACUGAACAAAGCUCUCAAAACUGGCAAUCUCAAAGUCCAAUUCGAGAAACCACUAAAGAAGAGUGUCUGGAAAGAGGGGUCACUUCACGUAUUUACGGGUCCCGAACUGAGGCUUCUCGAAAUAAUGGUUCACAACGCUGUGCAAUCUACGGGAAGGCCAUACUUGUUUUUCGAGGCGAACCAAUUUGACUCCACUCUACAGGAUGUGUUACUAGACUACAAAUGUGCAUUUGUGAUAGUAUCCGUCCAUCCAAACGAAGGCGUCAGAAAGGUGAUUAAACUUCUCAGUGAAGUAUCCUGUGCUACUGAAUCAAAAGUCCUUUUCCUUGUGGAACACACUGGCGAAGAAUACUUGCUGAAACAAGUACAAGCAGAUGCAUUCUUUGCGAAGAGACACAAAGAUCACAGGAUCGACGAAGCAAGCUUUGUGCAUGUCACGAAUAGCUGCAAAAAAGAAGUGUUCGAAAAUUCUCGCGUAAAACUUCAGGGCCAAUAUGUUUCAGUGCUUCCAGAAGCCAUGAAUAUAGACAACUUCCUACAGUGCGUGGACACUGCGGUUUUCCUAAGGUUGUGCGAGUCGGGGAACAUUGACCUGGGACCUCGUCUUCAUGAACUGGAAGAACGUGUUCAGAACUAUUAUGUGGAACGAGAGUGUAGAAGAUCCGUGGAAAUUGACUUAAAAAAAUGCAAUCUAAAAGACGACAGUGAGGCAUUCGCACUUCUGGGCUGUCCACACAAUCACGCCACAACACUUCUACCUCGUGGUUGUGAGCCAAAAGCCAAGGGGGAAUUAACGAAGUUCGAGAAAUUCGUACUCCUCCAAGAACCACGUGACUACGAAGCUCUCCUGGAAGAUGGUCAUUUCCGAAACAAAGUAGUUCACCUGCUAAAGUUCGACGAACCUCAUAAGAGAUUCUUGUGGACCAAAUCAAAUGGUCGUCUCAGUCACCUUCUAAUGACUGGAAGUGAGAAUUACACUGAGGACGCGUUGUUGAACGUAAACGAGAAGGUUGUCAUAGUCUCUGGUGCACCAGGUAUGGGAAAGAGUACUCUAGCAAAGCGCUUGUGCACAGAAGUAAAAAAUCGAGAUAAAAACCGGUGGGUGCUCUACGUCGACCUUCCUCAGGGAAUGGCAUCUGUUAAAACAGCGUCGCCGAGUCAAGCGGAUAUGUGCAGAUAUCUAGCGGAUCUAUGCCAAGUACAGAAAGAUGGUGUAGAGUUCGCUUUGUUCGAGAAAAGUUUGAACGACGGAAGCCCUUUCGAGAUUGUCGUCAUCUUGGAUGCCUUCGAUGAAGUGAACGAGGAAUGCCGCAAGUGCGUCUCGGAGCUUACAUCGUUUCUAUCUGAAAAGAAAGCUUGCAAGAUAUAUAUGUUUACUCGCACUGUAUUUAAGUCCCAUGCACAAGAUGCUUUCCAUACGGUGUCAUAUGAACUCCUUCCUUUUUCAGACGAAAAUCAGGUGGAGUUCAUUAGAAAAUAUGAGGGAACAGCUCAUUCAACCAAUGAAAAUACUGGAGCCUCCGAGCUGUUCCAGCGACUGCACACGAACUUGAAGGAGACAAACAAGACAAUCCUAGAAACCCCUCUCCUGCUUCGUAUGAUCUUUGAAAUGAAGAAUGGGGAAAUUGCAGAGUCUGACGAUUACUCUUCGUUACUUAAACGUGCAAACAUAUCAGCCGAUAAGAAUAAGAACUUAUAUAUUGUACACGUGUACAAGUUGUUUGUGUGGUACAAGCACCUUGUAUUCAGAAUUGAAAAAAGAAAAGAAAAUCUCCGCCUACACGCCGUACAAGAGGAGAAUGACUCCGCAGCGCUUCAGUUUUACGAAAACCAUAAACUCCUCGCUAUGAAGUGUAUAUUCCCUCAGGAAACCUUGAAAUACUUAUUGAACAAAGACGAAUUAGAGAAUAUAGAGCCCGAAGGACGUUUAAUGAAGGACGCAGCUAAUAAUUGUCUCAAAGAAGGAUUUCUGAAUGGUCUGAACAACGGAAUUCCAGAGUUCGUUCAUAAGACAUUCGCUGAAUUCUUUGCAGCCGAUUACUUACUGAAGAAAGCGAAAGUAACAGAAAAUUUAGACCUGAGGGAUGUCAUUGUCAAUCUGUACCGUGAAGAAGAAUACAGCGGUGUAAUGAUGUUGUUCGACGCACUGGCAUCGGAGUCCUUUCCCCUUCACUCUGCUGUGAUGAACAAUAACGCUUCAUAUUUUGAGCAGCUCGAUAUCCAAAGAGAUGAUAUGCUGAAAGUCGAUGAGCUCGAAAGGACGCCAGUGCACUUAGGAGCCCUGCAUUCUGAUCAAGCAACAUUGAAGAAGCUUCCGAUGGAUGAUGAGCUAAUCACGAAGGAUUUGUUUCAACUGUCACCGUUUGGAUACGCAGAGCUGCGGUCUCCAUGGGACGCAAAAUACGCUGGAGAGUGGAUGGAAGGCUUGCGGACUGAGACUUCGGCUGCGGGAGACAGACUUAACGUGUUAUGCGCUCGAUGCAGUGAGGAAGCAGUGAAACGUUCUACCAAAAAUCUACGCACGUGUGAAACCUUCGAGGAACAGAGACAUUUUCUUGAACGAGCAAUAUUCACGGCUGUGAGACAUGACCUACGAGGCGUUUUAGACGUGUAUCUGACCUAUGUCUCCCCGAAAGAGAGUACCGUAAUCCUAGACAGAGGCAUCAUGGACCAAUUAGGAUCACGCAACGAACGAAGCUUGAGAUGUUCUGCAGAGUCUUCGGUAAUUGGAAACCUUGAUAGUUUUACAGACAGUAGCAAUAGAACUGUCCUUUUUUACGCAAAAUCCGAGACUGUUUGUAAAAUGCUCCUUCCUUACUGCGAUACGGGAAUUCUUGAUAAGGAUGGAAACACAAUGUUGCACAUUAGUGCGAAUGAAGGAAAUCUGGAGACAACACAGUUUUACCUCGCACAUUUAUCCGCUAACAAGAGAAAUAGAAAAUUUCAAACUCCUUUGCACUUGAGUGAAGAUGCAGAGAUUGUGACGCUACUUCUUCCUCUUUAUCCCUCAGCGAAUGUUCUCGAUUAUGAGCAACACACUCCGAUGGAUAUAUGUGCAGAGAGAGAUGAUUUGGAGGCCAUGAAGUUGUUACUCCUUCGCACUCGAACAUAUGACGAACAUCACAUCAGGCUGAACACAACGCUUCAUGAGGCUUCGAGUUCUGGUUCCCAUAAAGCUGUGACGUUUCUUCUACCUCACACAAAUGCGCACAUGCUUAACUACCAAGGACAAACGUGCUUAGACGUUGCUUUGACAAGUUGGAUAUAUGAGUCGAGUUCGGAGUCCAACGUUGUCAGGUGUCUCAUCCCACACUCGAUCGUGAACUCACCUGAAACGUUCGGCUCAUCACCGUUGUACGUUUGGGCGAGACGUGGUGGACGGAAAGUGAUGCAAACUCUAUGGCCUUAUUUGCGACACAGUGACCCUAGGCAUGCACAGAGGAUCAGCAGAAGCUAUGUGUAUGUGUGGAUGAACAAGGAUUUCCAAGAAGAAAUUUGGUGUCUGAAACUUCUCUUCCUCCAUUUAGAUGACAUCGCUGAUGAUCGUUAUAGCCGUAAACUGCUACAAGAUGUGGCCAAGAAGAAGCUACGUGAGAUAAAAGAAAAUUAUAUUAAUUACAUGAAGAUGUUACUGCCACAUUUAAAUCUCAGUGAGCAGGAUUAUGUAAAAUAUAGCGUAGGAAAUGAUGGCAUUGUUGCCGUAUAUCGGAGGUGGUCAUACAUGAAUAACACCGAUGAUCCCCACUUUGACGAUGUGGACACGGAAAUGAUCGACGACGAUUGCAAUAAGUUGCUAACCGGCGCACGGGAAGGUAAUGUGGAACCUGUGGAACUUCACCUCUCCCCUUCAUCCGUGUGCUUUACAGAUAAAAAAGAGAACACUGCAUUGUACUUGAGCGCGUGGAAGGGACACACAAAUGUGGUGAAGCUUCUCAUUCCUUUUUAUACAUCAGUGGACGUGAUCAAUGUGGAUAGAGAAACGCCCAUGCAUGUCUGUGCCUCGAAUGGACACCUGGACGUUGUAAAGUUGUUAUUAAUCCGCUCUAGAAUGAGUUCCCGUGACGAGGAUGGAAGGACACCUCUACACCGGGCCUGUGAAAGUGAUGAAGUUGAUAUCGUGAAUUUCCUUCUUCCCCACUCAUUCCCUAAUAUGCGCGACAGGCUCGGUUUCACGUGCUGCUUUCUUUCCGCCUGUGAAACAGGGAAAAUGAAUGUUCUGAGAUUCCUCAUUCCUCACUCUCAUGUGAACAGUCCUACUUUGCUAGGCUAUUCACCAACGCGAAUGUGUGCAAAAAAUUAUAUGAGAGAAGGGCUGGUGACAUUAUUGCCAUAUUCUUGUGAUUAUGAUGCUGCGAAUUUAUUGACGCCUUCCCUGCUGUCAUUCGUGUGCGAUUUUAGUACGCCUUGUCUGAAACUUAUGGUUCUCCACUCAAAUGUCAGGGCAGUAGAUGCCUGUUUUCGUGAAGCGCUCGACCGCAUUCGAAUGUUUUAUGUAGGGAGUGAUCCAAACCUGCGUCCAAAAGAGACUGGGAGAUCACGAGACCUGAACGAGAUUUCUUUCUUGCUUCCACAUACAAAUGUUUCUGCUAAGGACGAUCAAGGCCAUGAACUAUUACAAGAAGCCCUCCAAAGUAUUCAAGAUCCCGAAUUCGUUAGCUUGCUUCAGAAAUGGUGUCGCUUGAGUCACUUUCAUUCAUGAUGCUGACAAUUGUUGGCACCGUGGCAUCGAGUGACAACGAGUUGUCAGUGGACACGAGCUCUGCAGAUGAUAGAUGAUAUCGCGGUUUUAAUAGAGCUUUCAAUAGCAGUAUACUGAGUCCUUGCCUUCUUCUGGGAAAGCACAAAUAUUCAGCCAGAGUCAAAAAUAAAACAAAAAAUCACUUU
Messenger RNA from Ornithodoros turicata, 6097 nucleotides. RefSeq lists its product as uncharacterized. NCBI's taxonomy places the organism in Eukaryota, Metazoa, Arthropoda, Arachnida, Ixodida, Argasidae. The record is from RefSeq and is a predicted model, not a curated record. Gene Ontology annotation, cellular component: T-tubule. Bases 138 to 5912 code for a protein of 1924 amino acids. Gene Ontology annotation, molecular function: protein binding. The transcript is spliced from 3 exons. Gene Ontology annotation, biological process: protein localization to T-tubule; regulation of cardiac muscle contraction.